GCCGCGGGAUCCGGAGCCGCCGCGGCUGGCACCCGGCAGGGCGGGGCGCCUCCACCGGAGCCGCACGGCGCCGGCCGACGCGCUGCCGGGGUCGCCCCGGGACAUGGCCCAGGCGGCGGGGACGGCUGGCGGGCGCUGCGCCCCGGGCGGGAGGUGGGCGGCCUGAGCUGCGGGACGCAGGAUGCGCUUCGACGGCGCGGCCCCCGGGCCGGCGGCGCCGCUGUGCGGGGCACUGAGCCUGGUGCUGGGAGCGCUGCUGGGCAAAGUGUUAGAGGCCCGCGGGGCCCCCGACGGCAGCCAGCGGUUCUCCUCGCUGCCCCCCUACCUGCCCGUGAGCUACCGCGUCCUGGGGGCAGAGACCGCCUUCUUCCUGCGGGAGGCCCGCCGGGACUUCUCACGCAACUGCAGCCUGCGGUCCAGGGCGGAGCCCUUCUUCACCUACAGAGCCCGGAGGCCCCCGCUGCUGAACGCCAGCUAUGGUCCUUUCUCGGUGGAGAAGGCCGUGCCUCUGGACUCGACGUCCACCUCGAACUCUCUGGGCCCGACCGAUAAGUUUGGUUUCGACUGGACGCUGAAGGCCCACGUGCUUCAGGACAGCGUCUACCCGUCCCAGCCCACUGUGCAGGUCCUGUUCCAGGUCGUGGGCCGAGACUGGGCCGAGCGCAGCCCCGAGGAGGAGCGGCUGCCUUGCCUGAGCGUGUUCGCCUUCCGGGAGACGCGGGCGGUGCGGGGCGGCUGCCGGCCGCAGGGCGAGCUGGGGCUGUGCGUGGCCGAGCUGCGGCUGCUGGCCGGCUGGUUCAGCGCCCCCACGGUGGUGGCCGGCCGGAGGAAGCCGGGGCCCGCGGCUGAGGGCAGCGCCGUGGAGCUGUACUAUGCCGUGCACGCGGGUGACGCGCACGGGGACUGCGCCGGCGGGGACAUCAGGAAGGGCAACGCCAUCCGCCCAGGGAAGGGCGGCCUGGAGGACGGCGUGUCCCACCUGCAGAGGGUCGGCACUGUGGGCCUGCACCAGGCCCCGGACAGCAGUGACCAGCUCAGCGAGCUGCGUCUGGACGGCAAUGUGGCCAUCUGGCUGCCCUCCCGUCCAGUCAAACAAGGGGACGUGGUGACGGCCUACGUCACUGUCGCCAGCAACGCCACCGUGGACCUCUUCAUCUUGAGGGCCAAGGUGAAGAAGGGCGUGAACGUCCUGAGCGCCCGGAGCAGCGAGCCGCAGCUGUGGGACGUCCGGCAGGAGGUGGGAGACGGCGGGAAGCACGCCACCGCCACCGUGGUGUGCCAGCGCCUGGGGCCCGGCAGUCGCGAGGGAGGCAGCGUUUUGUUCCGUGAGGUGGUGCAGAUGAACUUCGAGAUCGCCAGCUUCAGCAGCCUGUCGGGGACACAGCCUAUCACCUGGCAGGUCGAGUACCCACGCAAGGGAACCACGGACGUCGCCGCGUCUGAGAUCUUCAUCAGCCAGAAGGACCUGGUUGGCAUCGUGCCCUUAGCCAUGGACACGGAGCUUCUGAACACGGCCAUACUCACCGGGAAGACAGUCACCCUGCCCGUCAGGGUGGUGUCCGUGGAGGAGAACAGUGCGGUGACCGACAUCUCGGAGUCCGUGGAAUGCAAGUCUGCAGACGAGGACGUCAUCAAAGUGUCCGACCGCUGCGACCACGUCUUCGUCAAUGGCAAAGAGGUGAAGGGUAAGGUGGAUGCGGUGGUGACCUUCACCUACCAGCACCUGCGCGCACCCCUGCACGUCACGGUGUGGGCGCCCCGGCUGCCGCUGCACAUCGAGGUCUCCGACACGGAGCUGAGCCAGGUCAAGGGCUGGCGGGUCCCUGUCGUGGCCAGCAGGAGGCCCACGCGGGACAGCGAGGAGGAGGAGGAGGAGGAGCGGCGGGGCCGGGGCUGUGCCCUGCAGUACCAGCACGCCACCGUGAGGGUCCUCACCCAGUUCGUGUCCGAGGGCGCCGGCCCCUGGGGACAGCUGAGCUACCUGCUGAGUCCCGACUGGCAGGUGGACAUCACGCACCUGGUGGCCGACUUCAUGAAGGUGGAGGAGCCCCACGUCGUCACCCUGCAGGACGGCGGGGUCCUGGUCGGGCGGGAGGUCGGGAUGACCACCAUCCAGGUGCUGUCUCCGCUGUCCGACUCCAUCCUGGCGGAGAAGACGGUCACCGUGCUGGAUGACAAAGUGUCGCUGGCAGACCUGGCCGUCCAGCUCGUGGCGGGACUGUCUGUCACCCUGCAUCCCGGCGCGGAGAGCUGGGGGGCCAUCACAGCGGUGGCCACGGCCGAGGAGAUGCUGCGGGCCCCCAAACAGGAGGCCGUGGUCAGCACUUGGCUGCAGUUCAGCGACGGCUCCGUGACGCCCCUGGACAUCUACGACACCGAGGACUUCACCCUGACAGCCACCUCCCUGGACGAGGCCGUGGUGUCCGUCCCCCAGGCCCACCCUCCCAGGUGGCCCGUCGUGGUGGCCGAAGGGGAGGGCCAGGGGCCUCUGCUCCGCGUAGACCUGGCCAUCGCGGAGACCUGCCAGAAAUCCAAACGCAAGAACGUCCUGGCAGUGGGUGUUGCCAACGUCAAGGUCACAUUUGGCCAGAACAACGCAGACUCCAGCCCUGGAGGGGAGAGCAGCGAGGCCGAGAUCAAGAACCACGCCAGUGACCGGCGCCCCAAGGGCCAGGACCCUGAGCGCACCAGCCAGGACGGGCUCCUCCCAGGCAGCCCAUCGCUGAGGCGUGAGGAGGGGGCACACAGGGGUGGCCCCACGGCCAAGUCGCUGCUGGACAACCCGGUGGCCGAGCACAGCCAGCUGGACGGGGGCCGGCCGCCAGGGGGGGCUCUGCUGCAGAACAUCCCCCUCGACGUCAGCGACUUCCCGGCGCCCGCGGAGCUCCCGCAGGCCGGGCCCGGGGACGGCGGCCUGGCGCAGACGGCCCGCGGCCUGAGCGACCUGCAGAUCGGCAUGUACGCCCUCCUGGGCGUCUUCUGCCUGGCCAUCCUGGUCUUCCUCAUCAACUGUGCCGCCUUCACCCUCAGGUACCGGCACAAGCAGGUGCCCCUGGAAGGCCGGGCCUCUGUGACCCACUCACAUGACUGGGUGUGGCUGGGCAACGAGGCCGAACUCCUGGAGAGCACGGGCCAGGGGCUGCCGCGGCCCGACGAGCACACGACCACCCUGGACCGCAGGCUGGGGGCCUGUGAGGGCGGCGGCCGCCUCCUGCUCAAUGGCGGCUCCUCCCGGAAGCAGGCGCUGGACCCCGGCCCGGGGCCCAGGCUGGCCGAGCUGGGGCGCAGGCAGGGCCAGGACCAGAAGCACGAGCCCCUGCACUCGCCCACCUCCAAGAGGAAGAAGGUGAAGUUCGCCACCUUCAGCACCAGCCUCCCGGACGACAGCUGCCCCACCGCGAACUGCACCCUCGGGGGCAAUGAUGAGGACAUCAAGUGGGUGUGCCGGGACCUGGGCCUGGGCGCCCCCAGAGAACCCAGAAGCUACCUGGAGAAGUUCAAGGACAAAGCGUAGGCCCCGAGGGCCCCGUGCUUGCCCGCCCCUGCCCCCGUGACUUCCAGGGUGGACCUGGGCCCCUGGCACAGAGCUCGCGAGUCGGUGGGGGUUGAGCGAGGGCCCUAAAAGACCUGCUCGGGUUUGGAAGCCACAAAGGGACCUUUUUUGUCAUCGAAGGGUUUUUAGCAGAGGAUGAGGGCAGAGCUGUGUGGGAAGGACGGUGGGGAUGCAGGGGACUGAGGCACGGCGCCGCGCCAGGCCGAGAGAGGGAGCUUGUUUCACAAGUCCCAGUAGGGCCCCGUCAAGCUACCAAAAACGACUUGUAGAAAAAUGCAGAGACCAAUAAAAAGACGGAAAUCGUCACUGGUUUAUAUUUCUAAUGUAGGAGCGUGAUGGAAAACCAGGGCCAGCUAAGAGACAGUUCCAUUGUCCCAGUUCAGUGGCCCCUUUCCUGGGGGCGGCCCACGCGGGGCUGGGGGGACAGGUGUCUGGGGGUCUGUCACCUCUGGGGACAGCCUGAGCAUUCCGGGAUCUUCCUUGCUCACCUUCCCUUUUUCUGUAUUUUCUUUUUCCCUUUUAUC
Messenger RNA from Artibeus jamaicensis (Jamaican fruit-eating bat), 4077 nucleotides. It is a transcript of the gene TMEM132C, whose product is annotated as transmembrane protein 132C. The record is from RefSeq and is a predicted model, not a curated record. Lineage: Eukaryota; Metazoa; Chordata; Mammalia; Chiroptera; Phyllostomidae. The transcript has 9 exons. Bases 182 to 3514 code for a protein of 1110 amino acids.